This is a messenger RNA of Melitaea cinxia (Glanville fritillary), 859 nucleotides long. RefSeq lists its product as uncharacterized. Bases 153 to 572 code for a protein of 139 amino acids. The transcript is spliced from 6 exons. The record is from RefSeq and is a predicted model, not a curated record. Lineage: Eukaryota; Metazoa; Arthropoda; Insecta; Lepidoptera; Nymphalidae.
CAACCACUGAGUAACCACGCCGGAAUUUUGGAUUUUUAGAUUUUUCUGCAUAUAUAUUUUCUGAGCCCUAAUACUUUAUUGUGAAAUAUUAUUCGUCGCUUCUAGGGAUUUACUAUGGAAAAUACAGUGAAACGUAAUGUGAGAUAUCAAAAAUGUACUAUUUGUGGUCUAAAGAGGACCCCUGGACUGGAGCCAAUGUAUUUUUGAAGAAGUUUCCACUUGAUCCAGAUCGUUUUCAAGAUAUAACAAAUUCAGAGAAUGUGCAAUGGAAUGAAAAUAUUUUAUCUAAAAAUGCUGAAUACAGCUUUCUCCCUUUGCCCUCUACUUCGCAGGCACCACAAGGACUUACUUUUGAAAAAACACUAGUUUCCCAGAAUGAAUCAGUAGAAAAUGUUAAAGUUCCUGUUCGCAACUAUGAAAGAAUUGUGGGAAAACCUAAUAGAAAUAGAGAUUCUACAUUAACUGAACGUGAGAAGAUCCUGCUGAGUCAUUUGACUCAAACUAAAUUAAGCUUAAAGCGUUUGGCAGUCGAAAUGCGAACUGUGAGGAAGACGCUAAUAAAUUGUUUGUAGCUUAUAACGAUAUUAGCGGGGUCCGCACUGACAUGCCUAAUAGAAAUAAUAAUGAUGACAUUCAAGUUGUUGAUGAGAUAGUUUAUCCUGUUUUGUCUUUGCCCAAUGAAAUCGAUUUCUUUGUAUAUGAAAAUGAUUUAUGUAACUUUUUGGAGCAGCCAGUAGUAUAUGUUAGUGGUUAUUUAGCUGCAAAAUUAUUAGAUAGAACGAAAUGUCAGUAAUGUAAAGAUUCGUUAAAAGUUGAUAAACCAGUAGACAACUUAAACAAUUAUAUUAGUUUUAAAGAA